CUUAUGGCAGCUGGAAGCACGAUCUAAGAGCAUCGCCGGCAGAGCCAAAGGCAAGUUCGUGAUGCCAGCGUAGCGUAUGUCGUGUCUCUGGACGGCCGGGGCUGCUUAUGUUGGCGCAUCCGAAUCUUGACCCCAUAGAUAUGUCUCCCUGUUAUGCUCUCCCCUCGGAACUCUCACGUCGAGAUCUGGAGAACGACAUGUGCGGUGAUGAAGGCCGAAACUCGCGGAUAAAAUCAUAUUUGAUACGUCCGCUUAAACAGGGUCAGAAAUCUAGCGCAGCACAUACACGAAGGCAUACCGCAUACGUUGCACGUUGGCCCAAAGCAACCGAUAUAUCACCGAAUACGGACCUGCAUCCAAGGCCAAAACGAGAACAAACUUGGACACUUGUCUGUACGACUGCCGAAAACUUGCUCAACAGGGGAGUGCCGACUCGAAUGAAGGGGGCUCACAGGGCACUCGGGACGUCUCUCCGAAAUCAAAAACCUCACGCCAACUCACAUGUCCGACUGUCCGAUCCGGAAGCGGGGGAUCGGCAGUUGAUUCUCCCCGACUCGGAAGUCGGACAUGCGUCCGCGGACCGCAAUAUUUCCACGGGGGGACCCAAGCCUCGCCGAUCCCAUCUAUCCCCGACGGGGGCAGCGCGUCAUCGGCCACGGCCCCAUUUCCUUAUAGCGUAACCGGUCCUCUCACUUCCGUAGGAUCGACAGUCCAAUACACAAAUCGGGCAUCGUCAGUCCUGGUAAAAGAACGGCAAACCGACCCUUUGACUUGGGGCAGAGUGCCCUCAACUUUUCUCGACAACCAGGAAGUUGGAACCAUAGCGCAAGAGAGCUUGGAUCAGCGGCAGCCAAUCCAUGAUCGUACCGUGUACGGCGUAAUAUGGAUAGUCGGCAAUUCUGUCAGGUCCCUCCUUCCGAGAUCUGGGGUAGUGAAAGGUG
Sodiomyces alkalinus F11 is the source of this 941-nucleotide messenger RNA. RefSeq lists its product as hypothetical. The coding region runs from base 108 to 680 and encodes 190 amino acids. The record is from RefSeq and is a predicted model, not a curated record. Lineage: Eukaryota; Fungi; Ascomycota; Sordariomycetes; Glomerellales; Plectosphaerellaceae. The transcript has a single exon.